Molecule: messenger RNA, 741 nt
Organism: Aureobasidium musti
Lineage: Eukaryota; Fungi; Ascomycota; Dothideomycetes; Dothideales; Saccotheciaceae
Source: the annotation of a GenBank genome assembly
AUGAGACUCACAGCCGAGCUUGUGCACAACUCGCUCUCAUACCUCAAUCCGCUCAAGGAGCGCGAACUUGACCUGCGAGGCAUGCAAAAGNGUCACAAAAUCCCUGCCCUAGAGAAUUUGGGUCUCAUCACGAACGAAGAUGCCAUCGACUUCACAGACAACGACAUACCCGCUCUAGCAAACUUCCCCAAGAACCACAGAUUGAAGGCUCUGUAUCUCGGACGAAACCGCAUUACCGCCAUCGCUCCAGGCCUGCACAACUCCAUCCCGAACCUUGACACGCUUGUCCUGUCCCAAAACUCCAUCUCUGAACUCGGCGACCUUGAGCCUCUAUCCGACUUGAAGAAACUGACACACCUAACCCUCUUGGACAACCCCAUCGCCUCAAGAGAGGUUAGUUAUACCCCAAUCCUCGUCCACCACAAAUUCCUCGACUUCCAGAAGGUCAAGGAUGCAGAGCGCAGUAAAGCCGCCGAACUAUUUGGCACAGUGGCCGAACCUACCGAACUCGCCCAGAAACUUCUCUCGUCACGUUCAUCAAGAUCGCUGAACACCGCAUCAACCAAUGCAAAUGGCACGGACAAGAUCUCGCGUGUCAAGUUGACCGACAAGGAAAGAAAGCGCAUCGAGGAGUUGAUCAGAAACGCAAAGACUCUGGCCGAGAUUACUCGUUUGGAGAAGGCUCUCAACGAGGGAAGAAUACCUGCGGGCGUUCUCGACGAUGCAAUGGACACAUCAUGA